CGACACGCACAAAUUUGGUGCCGCCCUCCCCACCCCGUUUGCGUUGGGAGAAAAAGAAACUUCGGUUGCCUUUCUCUUCCCUUCCCUUCCCGUUGGAAAGUCAAAAUACCAAACAAACAGUAAUAAAGACGAGCCUGCUCCGAUGAAUUCCAAUACGCCGUCGUCCAGCGCUGGGCGUGCUGGAUCUGCUGAUUCUGCUGCUCCUAGAAGGAACUCCAAGCGUCCCAAGUAUUCUAAGUUUACCCAACAGGAGCUUCCAGCUUGCAAGCCAAUUCUAACGCCACGAUGGGUCAUAUCAGCCUUUAUGCUUGUUAGCAUUGUCUUCAUUCCUAUUGGAGUGGUUUCCCUCUUUGCCUCUCGAGAUGUCGUUGAAAUUAUUGAUCGUUAUGAAAAUGUUUGUGUACCAGAAAGUUUCAGAAAUGAUAAGGUCACAUACAUACAAAGUGAUGUUGACAAAAUAUGCAACAGAACAUUGAGAGUUAAGAAGCUCAUGAAGCAGCCUAUCUAUGUGUACUACCAGCUUGACAACUUUUACCAGAAUCAUCGGAGGUAUGUGAAGAGCCGAAGUGAUUCACAGCUGAAAAAUAAUAACAGUCAGGAUGAUGUUGAUUCUUGUAAGCCUGAAGAUAAUACUGCUGAUGGGAAGCCGAUUGUUCCCUGUGGUCUUAUAGCUUGGAGUUUAUUUAACGAUACCUUCAAUUUCUCCCUCAACAACCAGCAAUUGGCAGUGAACAAGAAGGGCAUCUCAUGGAAGAGUGAUAGGGACAGUAAGUUUGGGAAAAAUGUGUUUCCUAAGAAUUUUCAGAACGGAAGUUUUAUAGGUGGCAAACAUCUUAAUUCAUCUGUCCCUUUGAGUGAGCAGGAAGAUCUUAUUGUUUGGAUGCGAACUGCUGCUCUGCCAACUUUUAGGAAGUUGUAUGGGAAGAUAGAACGGGAUCUCCAACCGAAUGAACUCAUACAGGUUACGUUGGAGAACAAUUACAACACAUAUAGUUUUAAUGGCAAGAAGAAACUUGUUCUUUCGACUACUAGCUGGCUUGGUGGAAAAAACGACUUUCUUGGCAUUGCUUAUCUCACUGUUGGUGGGCUGUGCUUCUUUUUGGCUUUGUCUUUCACUGUUGUGUAUCUGGUCAAGCCAAGGCGACUUGGAGACCCAUCUUAUUUGUCAUGGAACAGAAAUCCUGGAGGGCACUAAGCAAGACUGGAAACCUCAUCAGAAUGGUUGAUGUAAUUUUGUGUUAAUAUUAUAAAUGGCUAAUAUAUAAUUUGGGAUUGGCAAAUAUUAUAGUACCAUGUAAUUUGAAUUGUGAAACAGCUUGGCAUCAGUAAAUUCUAUGUAUAAUUUCAGCAACAGCUCAAUACAAGUACAAGAAUUUUCAUCA
This is a messenger RNA of Theobroma cacao (cacao), 1382 nucleotides long. RefSeq names its product ALA-interacting subunit 3-like. NCBI's taxonomy places the organism in Eukaryota, Viridiplantae, Streptophyta, Magnoliopsida, Malvales, Malvaceae. The record is from RefSeq and is a predicted model, not a curated record. Gene Ontology annotation, cellular component: plasma membrane; Golgi apparatus; endoplasmic reticulum.